This is a messenger RNA of Syzygium oleosum, 2109 nucleotides long. Its product is annotated as inactive beta-amylase 9. Gene Ontology annotation, molecular function: beta-amylase activity. Lineage: Eukaryota; Viridiplantae; Streptophyta; Magnoliopsida; Myrtales; Myrtaceae. The record is from RefSeq and is a predicted model, not a curated record. Gene Ontology annotation, biological process: polysaccharide catabolic process. The transcript is spliced from 3 exons. Bases 222 to 1826 code for a protein of 534 amino acids.
CAUCCGAGGCGAAAAUCCCGUUUCAUCUCUCGAAUUUCUUUUGGGUAUAGAUACUGGGUUCUUGGGCUGCUUCGUAUUCUUGUUCUUGACCAUCGAGCCGUGCGCGACCAUCGCGUGUAUUUUCCGGGCUGGUUCUUGGUCCGGGUCCUUAGAUUUUCUGGGUGCUGGUUUGUUGGGGGGAAGUUUUUGAGUUUUUGUAAUUACUUUGGGGGGGUGAAAGUAUGGAGGUUUCGGUGAUCGGAAGCUCUCAAGCCAAGAUCUUGAGGACGGACUCGGCGUGCAGAGAGCUCGGGUUGCUGGGUUUCAAGAAUGGCAGCGGCGUUUUCUGGAGGAGGUCCAGGAUUUCGUUCGGUCGGAGCUAUGGGCUGAGGAGUUCCGGGGUGAGGUUAACGUUGAAAGCCGUGCAAACCGAAGCAAUCCCGCCCCAGAAAAUUUCAAGACCCCGAUCUCGAGGUGGUGUGAGGUUAUAUGUGGGCUUGCCAUUGGAUGUGGUCUCCAAUUCCAAUGUGGUGAACCAUGCAAGAGCGAUAGCAGCAGGCAUGAAAGCGCUGAAACUUCUUGGUGUUGAAGGUGUGGAGCUCCCGAUCUGGUGGGGUGUCGUCGAGAAGGAAGCCAUGGGCAAGUACGAUUGGUCUGGCUAUCUCACUCUGGUAGAGAUGGUCCACAAAGUGGGUCUCAAACUUCACGUGUCGCUCUGCUUUCACGGAUCUAAACAUCCAAAGAUCCCCCUUCCAGAGUGGGUGAUGAAAGUAGGAGAACACAACCCCAGCAUUUUCUUCACAGAUCGCGCAGGUCAGCAAUACAAAGGGUGCCUAUCACUAGCAGUCGAUGAAGUCCCAGUCCUAGAGGGGAAGACUCCCGUUCAAGUCUAUAAUGAUUUCUGUGAAAGCUUCAAGUCAUCAUUUUCUUCAUUCAUUGGUUCCACAAUCAAUGGCAUCUCAAUGGGUCUCGGACCAGAUGGUGAGCUCAGAUAUCCUUCUCACCAGGGCCUAUCCAGAAGUAGCAAAGUCCCGGGAGUGGGAGAAUUUCAGUGCUACGACAAAAGCAUGCUCGCGCUUCUCAAGGAAUACGGGGAAACAACAGGAAAUCCUUUGUGGGGACUUGGUGGACCCCAUGAUGCCCCUGCUUACAAUGCAUCUCCGAGUUCAAACAGUUUUUUCAAGGAUCAUGGAGGGUCGUGGGAAUCUCCGUAUGGUGACUUUUUCCUUUCCUGGUACUCAGGCCUAUUAAUUCGUCACGCAGACCGCCUUCUCUUCCUUGCAUCUUCAGCUUUUGGGGAUUCAGAGGUAGCAAUCUGUGGUAAAAUUCCACUGGUGCACCAGUGGUACAAGACUCGGUCCCACCCUGCCGAGUUAACAGCCGGCUUCUACAACACGCAAAAUAGAGAUGGUUAUGAAGUGAUUGCUGAGAUGUUUGCGCAGCAUUCUUGCAAGAUGAUCUUGCCAGGAAUGGACCUUUCGGAUGAAGGCCAGCUACAGGAGGGCCUCUCGAGUCCGGGGCUAUUGCUAGGACAGAUAUGGUCGGCUUGCAAAAAGCACGGGGUCGAGGUUUCUGGAGAGAACUCUUCAGAUGCUGUUGCACGCGGGGGAUUUGAGCAGAUUACGAAGCAUUUGUCGGGUGAAGAUGCGGCGAACUCGUUCUUUUACCAAAGAAUGGGGGCGUAUUUCUUCUCGCCCGAGCAUUUUCCCUCGUUUACUCAGUUUGUUCGGAGCAUGAAACAGCCGCAGAUGCACACCGAUGAUCUCCCGAGUGAGGAAGAAGAAGCCUUGGGGCCCGUGGCCGUGACAUCUGAAUCAGGAAUCCGGAUGCAAACAGCUCAGAGUUAGUCUUCUUAAAGUAUAGCAAUUUGUAUUCAGCUAGAGAAAAUGUGCAGAUGUAUUGUAUUACUGUGGUAUUACUAUGAAACUAUUCAGAAGGCUGUUUUCCGGGUUCACUCGGGAAAUAAGUUUAUUUUUCCAGAUAAUUUGGGUAGUUGAUAUGGGCAAUUUCAGAGGAGUAGAAAAUCAUGAGAAUGACUGCUUAAGCUCAUGCGCAGUUUUGCAUCAUUUGAAUCGUCUGUUUGUUUGGUUAUUGAUCUAUUGCAAUAUGAAGCCGGUGCUGUCCUCCUAA